GCAGGGUGCAGAGCCAGAUGUAUACACAUCUGCUCUCCAUCAACAGUGGAAACUGGAGAAGGAGACAUGCCUGUGUGCCUCCCCAGGGGCUGGGGCUGCGGCUGGGCCAGGCUUGGGUCACCCAGCAGGGACAGAGGCCCCACCCAGGCCUGGGGGAGGCUGCUGUUGUUUGGAGCACUCAGGAUGCUGGCCACCUGGUCAGCAGUUCCGCGGUCAGCAAGGGGUUUCCCACCCCCUUCCCGAGCUGAUCUGGACAGUCAGUGGGCUCCCCUCGUCCCUGCUGCAUAUUUUGGGGGCGGGAGAAGUAGCAGAAUGGGGAGGGGCCCAGGAACCCAUGAGGGUACAGAUCCUGACUUGGGUUAAGACCUUAAUCUGCAGCUGAGUCCUUGGGAGCCUCAGGGCCCGGGGGGAUUGGUUGGGGCCGGGCUCUUCAGAUACGGCUCAGAAUGAAGUUGGGUACAUAGCAGGGCCUGCGUGAUGGGGAGCACUGCCUGUCAUGUGCGUGGCAUCUGGGAUUUGCAGCUCCCUCCUCCGGCCCCAGGGAAGAAUGAGGAGGUUUGCUUGAGUCGACUUACUUGGCCAAUCCAAGUCUAGUUGCUUGUCCCCCAAACCCCACCCCCGAAGCUGGAAGCUCAGGGGAAUCCCAAGGAGAUGAACUCGGGCUCACUUCUCCUUGAGUGAGUCAGACACCCCAGGGAGAUGGUGCACAAAGCUUUGAGGAGUUCCUGAUGGUAGUCCCCCUUGGCACGUCAGUGUGCCCCAACAGGCUGGGGUUGGGGCUGGUGGGCACUGGUGACAGUGGCUGGCUGGACUGUCUCCUGGUCACACUUAGCCAGGGGACCUCAUGGUAGAAAAACUUGGGGGGUGGGCAGUGAGUCUGAUGGGGUGAGCUGUGUCAUCUGGGGUCUUCUGUGGGCAUAGGACUGCUCCAAGUAAGCCGAGCUGACCCUUUCCUACCCCCCGGAGCCCCUCUGACCAGGUUGUGUGCCCAGCCCGACAUCUGCCCAUGUGUUAUCCCCUCCUCACCAAUACUGACCUUCUCAGCCAGAGCCUGGGGACACAGAUGCCUGUGGCAGCCGUCCAGGAUGACACUCGCCUCCCCCGCCCCCUCACAUCAAAGGGGAAUUGGAGGCUUCCCUCCUGGCCUGCCUCCCAGCAAGAGGCCAACACCAGGCCCUUCUGCAAUGGCGGUGGGGGGAGGGUAUCAGGCCCCCCCACAUCAGCCAGCCAGCCUUUCCCUCCCAACCCAGAGAGAUGUGCUUGCCUUUCCCUCGGAGUGGGGCCCUUUGUAGGCUCAGAGCCUAACGUCUAGGAACAGCGGUCUUGCCCCUCUGCUUCAGUGUCCUCACCACUGCUGUCUCACCUCUGUCCCUGAGUGUCUGAGACCAAGCCUGGGCUUCCUUGGCUACAUGUGAUUCUGGUCCUCACCUCUCAUCUUGGAAUAAGGCCUAGAACUCAGCGGUCAUUCUGGAAACUCCUCUUCCUUCUACUAUCCUGUCUCCAGACAUGUACAUUCUUCCUCCUACACACCUCUGAGACGCACCCUGCCAUCCCCCUUCCCCAGCCACGGCUUGUGCUCGACUGUUUGAAAAUGCCGAUUCUCAAAGAUUUUUGAUGUACGGAAAUGACCAUUUCAUACGGUUCAACUUAAAACUUCCUUCCACGCUCCUUACCUCUCCCGCCUGGUCAGAUGUGGGCGUUGGAGCCAGGUGACCUCAGUUCGAAUCCUUGCUCUGCUGCUUUCCUAACUGUGUGAUUUGGGCAAGAUACUUAGCCUCUCUGAGCUUUGGUCUCCUUGUCUGAACAAGGGGGAUAAUGAUAGCACCCACCUCUUAGGUAAUGCCUGAGUUAAGACAGGGAACAGACAGCAUCUGGCACUUAGUCAAAUUCUUUGUAAGUAUUACUUGCUGCUGUUGUGAUUCAAAUUGAAUCACAGAAAUCUCCCCAAAUCCAGAACAACCACCCUGUUCAAACACCCUCAGUGGCUCCCUAGUGCCUCUCAGGCCUGCUGCGACCUGCUUCUGGCCUGCCCUCCCCUCUGUAGACUGUAAACUGAAAGUGCCUGGCCCCAGCCACACGGUCUGCUGCCUGUCACUCGGCUGCCUCAUGUUCCUUCCUCUACACGGAGCUACUUUUCCCCUUCUUUGCCUCAGCAGGUGCUAACCAUCUUUUAAACUCAAAUCAAAGGGCCAAAUCAUAGGGCCAAACACUUGAUUGCUUGACCCAGGCAAUAACAUUCAACCACUGUGCUGAGAAGGAGAGGUCUAUGAGGGCUGGAGCAGUCAGGGAGGCUUCCUGGAGGAGGGAGGAAUGAAGUGGGCCUUGAAGGAUAGGAAGAAUGUGGGUGAGAAAGAAGAGGGGUCCAGGUCCAGCUGGCCCACUCUGUUUCUCCCAUGUUUUCCCCUGGGAGCCCCCUGUCUCCUUCAGCGCUGUAACCUCAGAGCUUGGCACGGGGCUGGCACACCACGAGGGGCGUGAAAACCCUGGAGUGACCCUGAGAAGGGAAGUGCCCUCCUGCCACCCCAGCGUGCUGUCCGGCCUCCUCCACGCCUGCCUGGCUGUGCUGUCGAUCCUCGUGCUGCUGAUGCUGGCUGUGCUUGUGAGGCGCCGUCAGCUCUGGCCCCGCUGCGGGCACGGCAGGCCUGGACUGCCCAGCCCUGUGGAUUUCUUGGCUGGGGACAGGACCUGGAUGGUGCCUGCCGCUGUCUUCACGGUCCUCUUCAGCUCCUUGUGUUUGCUGUUCCCCGCCGAGGACCCGCUGCCCUUCCUGACUUUGGCCUCACCCACUAGCCGAGAUGGAGAAAGUGAGGCUCCCAGAGGGCCCUGGAAGAUACUCGCCCUGCUCUAUUACCCUGCCCUCUACUACCCUCUGGCCGCCUGUGCCACGGUCAGGCACGGAGCCGCACACCUGCUGGGCAGCACACUGUCCUGGGCUCACUUCGGGGUCCAGGUGUGGCAGAGGGUAGAGUGCCCCCAGGCACCCAAGAUCUACAAGUACUACUCCCUGCUGGCUUCCCUGCCUCUGCUUCUGGGCCUCGGAUUCCUGAGCAUUUGGUACCCGGUGCAGCUGGUGAGAAGCUUCAGCCACAGGACAGGAGCGGGCUCUGAGGGGCUGCAGAGCAGUUACUCUGAGGAAUAUCUGAGGACCCUCCUUUGCCGAAAGAAGCUGGAAAGUAGCUCCCACACCUCCAAGCACGGCUUCCUGUCCCGGGUCUGGAUCUGCUACGGAAACUACAUCUACACUCCACAGCGAGGAUUCCGACUCCCUCUGAAGCUGGUGCUUUCGGCCACCUUGACGGGGACAGCCAUCUACCAGGUGGCCCUGCUGCUGCUGGUGGGCGUGGUACCCACCAUCCAGAAGGUGAGGGCGGGGAUCACCACGGACGCCUCCUACCUACUGGCCGGCUUUGGGAUCGUGCUCUCAGAGGACAGGCAGGAAGUGGUGGGGCUGGUGAAGCAUCAGCUGUGGGCUCUGGAAGUUUGCUACAUCUCGGCCUUGGUCCUGUCGUGCUCACUCACCUUCCUCAUGCUGAUCCGCUCACUGGUGACACACAGGGUCAACCUGCAAGCUCUGUACCGAGGGGCUGCCCUGGACCUGGGCCCCCUGCCCCGGAGUCCCCACCCCUCCCGCCAGGCCAUAUUCUGUUGGAUGAGCUUCAGUGCCUACCAGACUGCUUUUACCUGCCUUGGGCUCCUGGUGCAACAGAUCAUCUUCUUCUUGGGGAUCAUGGUCCUUGCCUUCCUGGUGUUCAUGCCCGUGCUCCACGGCAGGAACCUCCUGCUCCUCCGAUCCUUGGAGUCCUCAUGGCCCUUCUGGCUGACCUUGGUCCUGGCCGUGGUCCUGCAGAACAUGGCAGCCCACUGGAUCUUCCUAGAGACUCGCCAUGGACACCCAGAGCUAACCAACCGGCGAGCGCUCUCCGCAGUCACGUUCUUUCUCUUCCCCAUCAACGUGCUGGUGGGCGCCGUGGUGGCUGCCUGGCGAGUGCUCCUCUCUGCCCUCUACAAUGCUGUCCACCUUGGCCAGAUGGACUUCAGCCUGCUGCCACCUCGAGCCGCCAAUCUCGACCCCGGCUACCACACAUACUGCAGCUUCUUGAAGAUCGAGGCCAGCCAGUUGCAUCCAGCCACGACAGCGUUCUGUGACCUGCUUCUGCGAACACAGCGGCCCCAGCCUCUCCGGGGCCCCCAGGAUGGCCUCAGACACGGGGAGGAAGAAGAAGGGAUACAGCUGCUGCAGACCAAGGACCCCGUGGCCAGAGGAGCAGGGCCCAGGGCCCGCCAAGGCAGGGCCCGCUGGGGUCUGGCCUACACGCUGCUGCACAACCCGGCCCUGCAAGCCUUCCGGAAGACGGCCCUGUCGGGGGCCUAGGUCAACGGAGCCCAGCCCCGAGGGUGCGGGAAGCCACCGUGUCCUUGUUUGUGCUGGGGUCCUCCCCUCCUCCCAGCCCACUCCCUCCCCAGCGUCCCCAGCGUCCCCCCCCAGCCAGGGCAGCCUCUCUGCCAGCAAGUUCCCCGGAUCAGCGACCAGCACCAGAAGCCAGGGGUCGCUGUGGUUGGAUGGAGGUCUGCCCACACCAGGAGCUUCCAGAGGGCUCUGGUCUGCACCCUUCGUCUUGGGAAGCCAGCAAGGGCUCCAGAGGAAGUAAUUGGUGGUGUAGGCUCUUGGUCUGGGAGCCAGUGGAACCGGGGAGGCCACAUCCAGGCCCCUCCCCAUGCUGGCAAUGCCACCAGCCUCAGCCUCACUGCGGUCUUCUGCCUGGCCUUGGUGAGGUUCAGCCCAGAACAGUUUCACGUUCCAGCUCAGCCCCACCUCAGCCUUGGAUCUCACCACCACGGAACCAGACACAGGGCUUCCUCUCUCCUCCAGCUUCCCCCUCUCCUCUUGGGGGGGCCUCAUGCCUUCCUGCGAGGCAGCCCAGGAGGAAGCCAUGGGCUCCUACUGGGCAGCAAAGUCAUGGCUCAAAGCAGGCCCCACACCGAGCUGGCCACACUUGAGAGCCUGAUAUUUUUGCAAUUGGUAUGCCUUUAGAUAUUAUGAAAGGGGUUAGUGUGCUCCUUGUAAUAAACUUGUCCCUGAGAAACAGUCCUCCGUAGGAGGAGGGUACGUGGGGGAAAACUG
Molecule: messenger RNA, 5122 nt
Organism: Lynx canadensis (Canada lynx)
Lineage: Eukaryota; Metazoa; Chordata; Mammalia; Carnivora; Felidae
Gene: STRA6
Product: signaling receptor and transporter of retinol STRA6
Exons: 18
Coding region: 2339-4372 (677 amino acids)
Biological process (GO): vitamin A import into cell
Cellular component (GO): plasma membrane
Molecular function (GO): signaling receptor activity; retinol transmembrane transporter activity
Source: RefSeq, a predicted model, not a curated record